Olea europaea var. sylvestris is the source of this 1575-nucleotide messenger RNA. RefSeq lists its product as uncharacterized. Lineage: Eukaryota; Viridiplantae; Streptophyta; Magnoliopsida; Lamiales; Oleaceae. Bases 1 to 1575 code for a protein of 524 amino acids. Gene Ontology annotation, molecular function: RNA-DNA hybrid ribonuclease activity; nucleic acid binding. The transcript has 6 exons. The record is from RefSeq and is a predicted model, not a curated record.
AUGGAAGCAACAAUGGAACCAGAAGAGUUCCCAACAUGGAACCUAUUUGUGGAUGGAUCGUCAGGAGAGACUGGCUCCGGGGCAGGAGUUGUUUUGGAAAGCCCAGAGGGCCAUAAGCUAAACUGUGUAGUUAGGUUUAGCUUCAAAGCCUCGAACAACGCUGCAGAAUAUAAGGCCCUCCUAGCAGGCCUUAGACUAGCGAAAGAAAUGUCAGUCAAAAGGCUCCUAGCAAGCAGUGACUCGCAGCUUGUGGUAAGUCAGGUUAACGGAAAGUUUGCAGCCAAAGACAGUGAGAUUCGACUGAUUCAAGCCUCAUGCCUCAAAAAUAUACACAUUGAUGCCCUGUCCAAGUUGGCCAGCAGCAGGGAUUCGGAGCUACUAAAGAUUGUCCCAAUUGAGCACCUACCGAAGCCCUCCAUCUCUGGAGGCGAAGAAAUACUAUGGAUUGAAGGCACCCCACUUUGGAUGCAACCCAUUAUAGCCUAUCUCAACGAUCAAUCACUACCACCCUCAAAGAACGAAGCGAAGAAGUUGAGAAGAAGAGCUGCUCACUUCAUACUUCAAGAUGGUGUGUUAUAUAAAAGAGGCUUCUCAUCAACCCUACUCCAGUGCGUUGGAGGGAAAGAGGCCUUAUACAUCCUAAGAGAAAUUCAUGAGGGAGUCUACGGUAACCACUCUGGUGGAGCAGCCCUGGCACACAUGGUACCUCGACAAGGGUAUUUUUGGCCGACCCUGAAAAGGGAUUCCUGUCAAUUUGUUCAAAAAUGUGACGAGUACCAGCGGUUUGCCAAUAUUCAGAGACAGCGUUCUCAGAAACUCUCCGUAGUCACCAGCCGAUGGCCUUUCUCCAAAUGGGAUAUAGACUUCAUCGGUCCUCUCCCAAAAGGGAGAGGAAGUGCAACCUUUGUCGUAGUUUCCAUCGAUUACUUUACUAAGUGGAUCGAAGCUGAACCUCUAGCAAAAAUCACUAAGUUUGAUAACAAAAAGAUGCCAGACUUGUGUGAAAAACUCAGCAUAAAGAAGGACUUCUCAACACCUCAUCACCCCCAAGCAAAUGGAAAGCUUGACGCCUCAAAAGGGGUAUGGGUCGAUAAGCUUCCUCAUGUCCUCUGGGCUAUUCGAACAACUAGCCGAACCGCAAUAGGAGAAACACAUUUCUCCAUGACCUACGAAGCCAAAGCCAUGAGUCUGAUGGAGGUGGAAAUCCUCUCUCACCGUCGGAUACAUUUCAAUGAGAUCGGCAACGACGAAACUCGAGUGUAUGAACUCAACCUCCUUGAAGAAAUGAGGGAUUCCUCCCAAAUAAAAUUGGUUAAGUAUCAAAGACAAUUGACCCACUAUUACAACUCUAAGGUCAGAAACCAAACUCUUCGCCUGGAGAACCUCGUCCUCAGAAGGGUCUUCCAAUCAUCGAAGCCAACUGGAUUCAGAGUGUUUGGGUCGACCUGGGAAGGUCCAUAUCAUAUCCACAAGGAGUCCCGACCCGUUUAUUGUAACAUUCAUAUCUUACUAAGUGUUGAAAUUGCCUUAGUGAAAGAUACAUUCUGUUGGUUAUUGUUGGCAAGUGAUGCUUAA